GGGGCCGGCCGAGGUCGGGCAGCGGAGCGGCGGGAGGCUGCGCGGCGGGCCCCUGGAGACGGGCGCCGGACGGAGGAGCGCGCCUCUCGGCCUUGCCUCCGCGCCUCCGCGUUCGCAGCCGGCCGCCCCGACAGGACCCGAGGAGCAGGUGGCUUUCUAGAAGAUGACCAUAGAGGACCUUCCAGAUUUUCCAGUAGAAGGAAAUUGUUUGAUUGGAAGAUACCCGUUUUUAUUUCCAGGUUCUGAGACACCCGUUGUUUUUUCCAUUUCUGCGGCACCAAUGCCUUCGGACUGCGAGUUUUCUUUCUUUGAUCCUAAUGAUACAUCAUGCCAGGAAAUUCUCUUUGAUCCUAAAACUUCUGUAUCAGAAUUAUUUGCCAUUUUAAGACAGUGGGUUCCUCAGGUCCAGCAAAACAUUGACAUUAUUGGAAAUGAGAUUCUUAAGAGAGGCUGCAAUGUGAAUGACAGAGAUGGAUUGACAGAUAUGACUCUUUUACAUUACACUUGCAAAUCUGGAGCUCAUGGUAUUGGUGAUGUUGAUACAGCUGUAAAAUUUGCAACUCAGCUUAUUGAUCUGGGAGCAGAUGUUAGUUUACGGAGUCGCUGGACAAAUAUGAAUGCUUUGCAUUAUGCUGCUUAUUUUGAUGUCCCUGAGCUUAUAAAAGUGAUUUUGAAGACAUCUAAACCAAAAGAUGUAGAUGCCACUUGCAGUGACUUUAAUUUUGGAACAGCUCUGCAUAUUGCUGCUUAUAACUUGUGUGCAAGUACUGUGAGAUGCUUAUUGGAGCAUGGAGCAAAUCCUGCAUUUAGGAAUGACAAAGGGCAGAUCCCUGCUGAUGUCGUUCCGGACCCAGUGGAAAUGCCUCUGGAGAUGGCCGAUGCUGCUGCAACUGCUAAAGAAAUCAAGCAGAUGUUGUUGGAUGCGGCGCCCCUGUCGCGUGACAUGUCAAAGCCCCUGCUUCCAAACUGUGACCGCGUCACUAGCAAGGCGAUGCUCACGUCCCUCGGUCUGAAGUUGGGGGAUCGCGUCGUUAUUGCAGGACAGAAGGUUGGAACAUUAAGAUUUUGCGGAACAACAGAAUUUGCAACUGGGCAGUGGGCUGGCAUUGAGUUGGAUGAACCAGAAGGAAAAAACAAUGGAAGUGUUGGGAAAACCCAGUACUUUAAAUGUGCGCCCAAAUACGGUAUUUUUGCACCACUUUCAAAGAUAAGUAAAGCAAAAGAUCGAAGGAAGAAUAUAGCACACACUUCUUCUGGAAAAGCUGUGCCUCUCAUCAGGUCCCAGAAAAUUGAUGUAACUCAUGUAACAUCAAAAGUAAACACUGGAUUAAUGACUUCAAAAAAAGACAGCGCUUCUGAAUCAACACUUUCAUUGCCUCCUGGUGAAGAACCGAAACCCGUAACAGAGAAAGAUGGUACCCUGCUCGGAUCCAUCAGCAGCUCCUCCUCCACAUCAUCUUUGGAGUACAAGCCGAACCACCCCAAGAAACUGAAUGCACAAAGCAAUAACAGGAAGACAGUGAGCAAAAGCCCGUCUGUCUCCUCUAGAACCAGUGCUGGUUUGAAUUCCUCAGGAGCAUCUGUAGCAAAUAACAGCCGCUGUGCAGGAGAGCCCCACCUCGGAGAUAGAGUGCUGGUGGUAGGCCAGAGAAUCGGCACCGUUAAGUUCUUCGGGACAACAAACUUUGCUCCAGGAUAUUGGUACGGUAUAGAGCUUGAGAAACCCCAUGGCAAGAAUGAUGGUUCAGUUGGAGGUGUGCAGUAUUUUAGUUGUUCUCCAAGAUAUGGAAUAUUUGCUCCCCCAUCCAGGGUACAAAGGAUAACAGAUUCCCUGGAUACUCUUUCAGAAAUUUCUUCGAAUAAACAGAAUCAUUCUUAUCCUGGUUUUAGGAGAAGUUUCAGUACGACUUCUGCUUCUUCCCAAAAAGAGAUUAACAGAAGAAAUGCAUUUGCCAAAGUACGGGACUGAAAUGUUUGGUGGACACUGUUCUAAGGAACAAGAGGAAGACUUUGGGUGUUGGCAGGUAGUAGGAGAGCUGCCUGUGACCUUGGGCUGGGGGAGACAUGGGAGUGACGGCUGGCCUUCUGCCGAUGGCACAGAGGGGAUCGGGUACUGUGCUGUGACCAGGCCGGAAGCAUGAUGGAUUCUGAGGACUGGGUUGAAAAAUGAAUUCAUUGAGAUUCCCCACACACUACCAUUUUCUUGUUUAUUCAUAUGGGAAUAAAUGAUACUUCCAGAAGAAACAUGGAAAACGUAGUGGUAUGAAAAUUCCUGGGGAGGAAACUUGAAGCGUUUGUGUAAAGGACGUGCCUGCCCCACAUGAGAGAGGACGUGAGGACAGGGGGGCAGGAUCUGGUUUUCUGUGUCAUUUGUCGAAAUGACAGUGAUGAACGCAUUUCAUUCAGAGGACAACAUGACGGCAAGGGGCUUGACGCAGUUCUCGUGUUUUCAGAAUUCUAUGUGUAUCAAAUGCCAAGAAUAGGGCUAGAGAGGAAGGGGGCUUGGGAUUUGAACCCUGCACCACAGUGAUCUGGUAGUCACGAGGAGUCCAUCCUCGCCCGCCUGACAUCCAACCUGCAUCUGUGUCCUGUCACCACACGCAGCCUGGUCCUGCCAGCUCCUCUCAGCUCCUCUCCGUGCUGUCACGGCGCAUCCCGUCUGUGGGAUCCAGCCUGUUGACACGGUUUGUGUGGUCAGCUCAAAUUUGAAUGUCUUUAGGCAGAACUCACAGAAUCCUGUUUGCUGCAUGUUCCAUUAUGUCACAUCAUCCAUUUGCAUUCACUGCCUGUGCCUUGAAGCUUCUCGAUUGUCAAACACACGAUGAAGUCCAGAUUCAUCGGCACGGCAUCUAAAGGCCCGCCUGCACGCACGGCUCCUGUCUGUGCCCCUGACUUUGGUCUCAUGGGGAUAGCCUCACCAGUGAGGCUUACAGGUCACUUCCCCACUGAAGGAUCUUCCCUGGCCCUUAAGGGAGGAUAGACUUCUUCCUCUUUCUGUGCUCCUUCUGCACCACACACAGUCUGUAUUUUGGUAUUGAUGACAUUUUACUGAUUAUUAUGCACAAAUCUAGAACCUACCCCUGGGCCUGCCAUUUCAUAGGUGGUUAGUUAAUGUUUUUGAAUGAGUAGCUCUGAAAUGUACUUAUAAUUCCAAGUUUCUCACUUCCCUGAGCUUUUAGACGUAACUUGAAUCAAUCAGAUCAUUCUUAUUAGAAUGUUAACUCUUCACCCAAACCAUGAGUUUUUGGUUUAGAUCUUGAAUUCAUUUAUUACUAGUUUAUUUCUCUUAAAACUUUUUUGAUUAUGAAAGUUGAUUGUACAAAAUUUGAAAAAUUAUAAAAAACUAAGUGCAGAUAAAGAUCAUCUGUAAUUUUUAUCACCUAGAUGAAAUGAUCACUUCUGUUUUGGUAUAUACUUUCCUAAUUUUUUUCCUAAAGCAUGUAUCUGAAUUUUAAACCAAGAUGGACAAAUCAGAUUCUCCAUACCCUUUGAAAGUUUUUCCCUUAAUAAAUCCUGUAUUCUUUAACAGUUUUCCUCAGUGUGGCUUUUGCAGUAUUUUAAAAGACUGUCCUGUGAUAUAGAAACGUUUUUAUGGCAUAAUAAUAGGUGAAAAAAAUCAUAAUUUAACUAAUAGUAGAUGCUAGACUUUUCAUUCAUUAUCUGUUUCCCUCCCUUCCCGUGUGUGUGUGUGUGUGUGUGUGUGUGUGUGUCUAUUCAGGCAGAUAUCCAGCACUAUUUCCUUCUGGUUCUUUCCUGUUUUCUAAUGUAUGUAUUUAGCUGUUUAAUUUAUUUGGAAAUUAUUUUAACAUACAGUGAGUGGUAAGAAUCAUAUUCUUUCCCCCCAGAUGAUUUUUACAGCACUCCUAGUUGAAUGUUCACUCCUGUCCCUACUGAUUUGAAGUGUUCCUUUUUAAUCACAUAAGAAAUUAUGUGUAUUUCUCUAAGGUAUCUUUUCUGUGUCAUGUAGAAGUACAUUCUUGUGCCAGAGCCCCAUUGUUUUAGUUAUAGUAACUUUAGAGUUUAAUGUGCUGGCAAUGUAAAUCUUCGCUGUGUUAUUUUUCAGCUUUGUGUUAAUUACUAAUACCCAUCUGUGGCUGUAAGCGCCUGGCCUUUGUGCUCGCACCACCUUGCACGGGAGCCCCAUCUGUCCUCUUCACCGUACCUCCGACCUUAGGCAAAUAGCUUAAUUUUUCUUGGUCCUCAAAUUCCUCUUCUGUUUGAAGGGAGGUAAUAUCUACAGCAGUGGCUUGGGUGAGGUUGGAUAAGAUAGUGGAUGGAAAGUGCCGGGCACAUAGUAGGUGCUCAGGAAAUGAUACACGGCAUCAUUUUUAUGUGGAAUUUAGACUGAUUUUGUGAGGUUGCAAAUAUCCCUCUGAGGGGUGAAUUUAGGGAGAAUUGACACAUACAUGUUUCUAUCCAGAAGCAAAGCUUGUAUAUUUUUCUUUUGUAUGUUCUUCAGUAAAGGUUGUACUUUUCCCAACAGGUGUUACGUAUUCUUUGUUAACCUUAUCAUUGUAUGUGUACGUUUGUAAUAAAUGAUACUUUUUUCCAUUAUAUUUUCUAACUAGAAUUCUAUCACGUGUUGGCAAAUGUGGCUUGGGACCAAUCUUUGGACCUCAGUUUUCUUACCCAUGAAAUUAGAGUGGUCUUCUUUCUUACAGAGUUGUUAAUGGAAGGAAAUGCAAUGUUGUGUGUGAUAGUGUUUUAGGAAAUAUAGACAGUGAAAUGAAAUAGAGAAUCAGGAGGACCCAGCUUCUUCCAGGCACCAUGCAGUUUUGGUAACAGGUUCUGCCUUGUCUCUACAGUGGGGACGGGGAGAAGGUUUUGUUUUGGAGGAGAGGUGGUACGCAGAUGGAGCAUGCAAGGCUCCCGUGGUGGUGGUUUGGGGAAGUCUCGGGUCAUGUAGGGCAGCAAGAACCUGGUGAUGUUUCUAGUGUGAGUUCCAGGCUCAGUGACUUCGCAGUGACAGUGGAGGGUGCUAGGGACAGUAUUGUCUUGAGGCCUUGGAUGAAAUCCCUGCGUGAGUGCUCAGUAGUUUUGCUAUCAGGUCAGGUUGGCGGCGGGUGCCAGGACGCAGUUCAUUAUAAAUAACGUUUUGUAGAGAAAAGGAGAGGAGUCCUGCGCCUGGAAACUAAGACCCUCCUUACUGUUAGUGACAGGGCGGGUGGUAAACCCUGAAGUGUGGCUGGAGUUCGUUCAUAGAAGAUAGAUAUAAAUUUAUUUUAUAAAGUUAUAGACGAGCAGUUUCUAAACAUUGUUUUUCAGGUAAAUCAAUGUUCAAAGAGUGAACAAAAGGUCAGUUUAAUUUACCAUAGCCCUAAUGCUACAUUCUCUUUUUUCUUUUUUUCUUUUUCUUUUUUUGCUUUGAUAAUUGAGUGCAGUUAAACAAGUUAUAAGUGUAUUUUUUUCUAGUGGCUAUUUUUACAGAAAGUAAAAAUGUGUGUGUGUAUGUAUUUAGAAAUUGCUAGUGAAAUCUUAAAUCCAGAUUAGGGUACUAUUAAAAUAGCCAAGAGAGAAAAAUGUUUCAAAUGUUGAACAAAAGUAUAUCCUAAUGUGGCUAUUUCGAAUAAAAACAAUCAGGGUGUGAACAGAGAGUAUUUUGUUUUGCAAAUGAAUUGUGACGGUGUUGGUGGGAAGGGAGCUGACAGAUGGCUUGUGUGGCUUUCCUGCUGAAGCGGUCCCCUU
Mirounga angustirostris (Northern elephant seal) is the source of this 5685-nucleotide messenger RNA. RefSeq names its product CAP-Gly domain containing linker protein family member 4 (gene CLIP4). Gene Ontology annotation, molecular function: microtubule plus-end binding. Lineage: Eukaryota; Metazoa; Chordata; Mammalia; Carnivora; Phocidae. Bases 164 to 1969 code for a protein of 601 amino acids. The transcript is spliced from 16 exons. Gene Ontology annotation, biological process: cytoplasmic microtubule organization. The record is from RefSeq and is a predicted model, not a curated record. Gene Ontology annotation, cellular component: microtubule plus-end; cell cortex; nucleus.